Molecule: messenger RNA, 2301 nt
Organism: Suillus fuscotomentosus
Lineage: Eukaryota; Fungi; Basidiomycota; Agaricomycetes; Boletales; Suillaceae
Exons: 14
Coding region: 1-2301 (766 amino acids)
Source: RefSeq, a predicted model, not a curated record
AUGCAACCUAACACUACGUUCCACAAGAACCUGGACCCUGCUCUAUUGUCAGCUGGAGAUGUAUGUUCAGGAGCUGGACAUACUGGAUCCGAAAGUUCAGAGGCAUCUACUGAUGAUGAUGAUGAUGAUGAUGAUGGAGGUCACACUGAUGAUGAUGAAGAGGAGGAUGAGGAAGAAGAAGAGGAAGAAGGUGACGUUGAAGGCCAGGAGGUCAGAUGGGGAGCAGCGCAUGGGCACCUUACUGCACAUCCUGGUUUUUCAAAGGAAGUUGAGCCUUCACAACCUUGGGUCACCACUGCUCUUCCAAUUGAUUUUGAAUUUCAACGCUCACACAAUGAGGAUGAUAAUAUGGCUGAGAAGAAUUUAGCAGCUGGCACGUCCAGUGACAAUGGCAAUAUGAUCCAGCCCACAGAGACUAUUCCUGAUGAUGUUCUACAGCUUCACCACAAGCGAAAUGGACAUCCCCACCUGCCUAAUCCUGUGGUCCUCAAUCUUUUGUGUCAGGCUGAGACCAAACCUCCCAAUUCCAAGCCGAGUGAUACAAAUACCAAAGCUCGUAAGGUAUCAGCCAAGAUAACAGGUGAAGGUCCUAAGGCUACACAGCUGGGUUGGUAUGGUCCUCAUUGGAAGAGGUUCCUGGAGGAAAUGAAGGGAGAGUGCUGUGAACCAUCUCUGAGAUUCUUACAGCUUCACUUGUACAAUGGCUCGAAAGCGGCCAACAAGUCGAAGGCACCUGAUUACAAGCCUGAGAUGGCCAAGCUGAUCUAUCGACAUGGCGCUCAGGACCUCAAGAAAAUCGCUAUCAGUAUCACACCCUCUAUGUAUGACCUCAUCCUGCCAUCUCAUGUUCCCCCCCAAGAACAUCUCGGGAAAACUCGAAAUGUUGCUCACCCUGCGCUCCAUGAAGCUGCCAUUUUGUUCUUCUAUACCGGGUCUUAUCAUAUUGCUCACAGGAGACCUGAGGUUUUCUGUGAGCAGCUACCACUGGAGUGCUUAGCUUUGGUUUGCACUGCGUUCAAUUGCAUCCUCAACAGUUUAGUCAAGAAUGGUAAUGGAAAGUUGUACCUGAAGUUUUCCGCCAAAGAGUACAAGUCAAUCUAUAUCAAGAUGCUUGGGCUACUAAACAAUAUCAUUCGGGAUCCUUAUCACAGACCAAAGCUGGUAGAGCAGCUUCAUUCAGGAGGAUCCCCAUGGGAGCUUCCAUAUCUGAUUCACUCGACACCAUCAUCACUAUUGAACAAUAUCCUGGCAACAAACGAUCUCCUGGCAACAAUGGGCAUUGUCAGCCCUGAAUAUAUCAAUCACAGGAGAUUCAAGAGCCUGAAUGGCUUCUACUUUGUGGUGGCAACAUUCCUCAGUAAUGUUCCGGAUUCUCAUUCACAUCUUUCAGUGCUGAAUGUCAGUCUACAGGUGAUUUCAUCUUUCCAUGUGUGGAAGUGGUAUAUUCAAGGUCCAAUAUCCACCCUUCCUGCUGUGCAAAUGUCGUGUGCACUUAGACCUGAUGGCCAAUUGAAAGACGCUAAGGACAUCAAGUGGUACAACAAUCCUGAUGAUGAUUCCCCCAUGCUCCCAUCGCCACCUCCUGCCACAUCCAAUGGCAAGAUUACUGCCUUCAUGUCCUGUCGCUUGGGACGAGCCAUUAAACCAACGGAGAAGAUUUCUCCUGAGGGUUGGCCCGCACCCAAACGAAUUCAAACCGGCUCCCACCUGAACCAUCAUGGUGACAAUGAUGAUGAAGAACCCCCUGCUGCAGAGGGACUUUCAGACAAGGAGGAGGAAGAAGACAAAGAGGAAGCUUGUGAAAGGACAAAGGCAUUGGGGGAUGAGGACGGCGAGCAUCACAGGCCGAUGAAGAAAGAUGAGUGUAGUGCAGACUUAAAGACGAUCUUCACACAAGAGAAGGGCCAUAUGAACCCUCACACCCAAGAACACGAGGAUGGUUGGUGGUGUGAGAUAUGCAGAGGCAAUGAUGUACCAUCCGGCCAGUGUUUUUUUAAAUGCAGUAUCUCAACCUGCUGCACCCACAUCGCAUGCAAUCCAAAAUUCCACUUCCCCCUUUACCGAGACUGCUGCAAUGAACGAGGAAUCACAAUUCACGGUCAUGCCAUCCCUCUUAACUCCAAAUCAACCGACGGAGUUCAACACACAUUACAUGCCUCCCUUGCACCUAAGGUUGCUGAGUUCACGAAGUCCGGCCUGAUGGACUAUAUUGUCGAGCUCAUUGUCUCUGAGGAUAAGGUGUUCCAACUCAUCUGUCAUAUCCCAUAUAUUCACGCUUCUCUUCCGGACUUCGGACCCUGA